AUGUGCAGGGACCGCAGCGCUUCCAAGACGAGCGAGCCAACGAAGCAGCCGACGGAAGCGGCGGGGAAAGUCCUUAUCAAUGUGUGGCAGCUGUCCGGAAAUCAGCUUCUAUCUGAGUACUUCAACCGGGAACACCCAGUCCGCGCCAUCUUUGAUCGGAUCAUCGCUCUCGGCCUCGGGAACCCAGAGCUGGCCUUUGAGAAUCGCAAGCUGGACCUGGAUGGCCUUGUGGGCCAUCAGGGCUUUGGUGAUGAGGCGACGCUCACCGCCGUUGCUCUUAAGAAUCUGGCUUUACGAAAGCCCUGCCGGAUGAGCAGCAACUACACCCACCCUGGGACCGAGGAAGCCCCAAGGGAGCGCUAUGCCGUGGAUGGCGACAGCAGUGAUGGCAGCUUGUGUGCCCAUACCUUGGCUGACAAGCAAGCUUGGUGGGAGGCUAUGGCCCUUCUGGGUACUGAUCUCGAAGGAUCCAUUCCCGAGCAAAGUCUCAUCGCUGAAGGCCUCGCGGCGAAUGGCCUGCGCCAAAAUCCGGUGUCAGGCACCAGAAGGGGACACCCUGGAAGUGCAGAGGAAGAUGAUCCUCCCAAUUGCUGGCAGGGGACGUUACGUCCGGGUCCAGUUGGAGCGACAAGAGUGCCUUCAGCUUACACAGUUGGAGGUGCAAACUGA
Molecule: messenger RNA, 669 nt
Organism: Symbiodinium pilosum
Lineage: Eukaryota; Dinophyceae; Suessiales; Symbiodiniaceae
Source: the annotation of a GenBank genome assembly